AUGGCUGGCUUUAAGGAGGACAGCAACAGUAUUCAGGUCAAUGGCCCCAGGACGCAGAGGGAAUUUGAAGCAAGCUCAAAGGAGGACCAUGGUUAUUGUACUUGCAGAGGAGAGGACUCUGGGUCUCCUGGCUGCAAAAGGGCUGCCAAGCUUAUGGUGGGGGACCUUGCUUCGGAGGCCCUGCCGGCCGAGGACCUGCCAGUGUCGGAGCCCCAGGCCGCCCACAGCCCCCUGGAGAAGCCGCCCAGCACCGCGAUCCUGUGUAACACCUGCGGGAAUGUGUGCAAGGGGGAGGUGCUAAGGGUCCAGAACAAGUACUUCCACAUCAAGUGCUUCGUCUGCAAAGCAUGCGGCUGUGACCUGGCCGAGGGCGGCUUCUUCGUGCGGCAGGGCGAGUACAUCUGCACGCGGGACUACCAGCGGCUGUACGGGACCCGCUGCUUCAGCUGCGACCAGUUCAUCGAGGGCGAGGUGGUGUCGGCGCUGGGCAAGACCUACCACCCCGACUGCUUCGUGUGCGCCGCGUGCCGGCUGCCCUUCCCACCGGGGGACCGAGUGACCUUCAACGGGAAGGAAUGCAUGUGUCAGAAGUGCUCCCUGCCCAAGACAGCAGGCAGCAGCGUGCACCUGUCCCAGGGCCUCUGGAGUUGUGGGGGCUGUGGCACAGAAAUAAAAAAUGGCCAGUCCCUGGUGGCUCUGGACAAACACUGGCAUCUGGGCUGUUUCAAGUGUGAGACGUGCGGGAAGCAACUGGACGCGGAGUACAUCAGCAAGGACGGGCUGCCCUACUGCGAGGCCGACUACCACACCAAGUUCGGCAUCCGCUGUGACGGCUGUGAGAAGUACAUCACGGGGCACGUGCUGGAGGCAGGAGAAAAACACUACCACCCACUGUGUGCGCUAUGCGUCCGGUGCGGCCGGAUGUUUGCGGAAGGCGAGGAGAUGUAUCUUCAAGGUUCCUCCAUCUGGCACCCGGCGUGCCGACAAGCAGCCAGAACUGAAGACAAAAACAAGGAAACCAGAAGCUCUUCCGAGAGCAUCAUUUCUGUACCUGCUUCCAGCACCUCGGGGUCUCCAAGCCGCGUGAUCUAUGCGAAGCUGGGCGAUGAGAUUCUCGACUACAGGGACUUGGCUGCUCUUCCUAAAAGCAAGGCCAUCUACAACAUCGACCGCCCCGACAUGAUCUCCUACUCGCCGUACAUCAGCCACUCCGCGGCGGGCAGGCAGAGCAGCCACGAGGGGGAUCAGGAUGACCGCUCGUGCAAGCAGUGCCGGACCUCCAGCCCGAGCUCCACUGGGUCAGUCAGCCUCGGGCGCUACACGCCGACCUCACGGUCGCCCCAACACUACAGCCGUCCAGCUGGUACUGUGAGUGUUGGUACCAGUAGCUGCCUGUCCCUGUCCCAACACCCAAGCCCUACAUCCGUGUUCAGACAUCAUUACGUCCCCUACUUCCGAGGCAGUGAAAGUGGCCGGAGCACCCCCAGCCUCUCGGUGCUCUCAGACAGCAAGCCUCCCCCCUGCACCUACCAGCAGGCGCCUCGCCACUUCCACGUCCCAGACACUGGCGUAAAAGAUAACAUCUAUAGGAAACCCCCUAUCUACAAACAGCAUGCCGUCAGGCGACCCGAUGGAGAGGACGGAAUUUUCGAGCAGGAUAACAGGAAGCAGAAGACCAGCUGGCUGCUUCUCAAGGGGGAUACAGACACUAGGACUAACUCUCCAGACCUAGACAGCCAGUCUUUGUCCCACAGUAGCGGGACCGAUAGAGACCCUCUCCAAACAAUGCAAGGGGACAACUUUUACUCACGAUUCCCCUAUUCCAAAUCUGACCCUCUCCCAGGACACGGAAAGAAUGGCUUGGACCACCGGAAUGCCAAUCUGGCCCCUUGUGGAGCAGACCCGGAUGCCAGCUGGGGCACGCGAGAAUACAAGAUCUAUCCUUAUGACGCCCUCAUCGUCACCAACCGAAUUCGCGUCAAACUGCCCAAGGAUGUGGACCGGACGCGGCUGGAGAGGCACCUGUCGCCCGAAGAUUUCCAGGAAGUGUUUGGGAUGAGCGUGGAAGAGUUUGACCGCCUGGCCCUCUGGAAAAGGAAUGACCUCAAGAAGAAAGCCCUACUGUUUUGACGGCUGCUGGUGUUUGUGACUGUGUGCAGCAGCGGCAGAGCCCGGGACACCUGGCGAGAACCACGAAAACCCCUCCUAUUGCACCUGGCUCUGGCUUCCCUGUGUCCGUGGGGGGCGGGCGGUGGGCCCCUGGAGAGGGCUGGGCUGGAGGCGGGGGCAGGAGGAGGUCCCAGAGCAGGUGCGACCUCUGUUUCUGCCAGCAAUGCUCCUGCCCCUGGUUCAGAGCCCAGACGCCUUGCUUUGCGCUGUUCCUUCCCCGCGGUUGCUUGGCAUCAGGGAGAUGCUGCAAAAUAGCUGUCCCAGGAGAUCAAGGAACACUUAUGCGACGUGCAGCCCACCUUCCUGACCCCUGUGCAGUGCCCAGAACCCCCGCCCCCUGCACUAGGCCCUGGGGGCACAGAGGUGCCUGGGACUCGGGA
Messenger RNA from Odobenus rosmarus divergens (Pacific walrus), 2549 nucleotides. It is a transcript of the gene ABLIM2, whose product is annotated as actin binding LIM protein family, member 2. Gene Ontology annotation, biological process: cytoskeleton organization; lamellipodium assembly. NCBI's taxonomy places the organism in Eukaryota, Metazoa, Chordata, Mammalia, Carnivora, Odobenidae. The transcript is spliced from 21 exons. Gene Ontology annotation, cellular component: actin cytoskeleton. The coding region runs from base 1 to 2130 and encodes 709 amino acids. Gene Ontology annotation, molecular function: actin filament binding. The record is from RefSeq and is a predicted model, not a curated record.